Trichomonas vaginalis G3 is the source of this 333-nucleotide messenger RNA. RefSeq lists its product as uncharacterized. The record is from RefSeq and is a predicted model, not a curated record. Lineage: Eukaryota; Parabasalia; Trichomonadida; Trichomonadidae. The coding region runs from base 1 to 333 and encodes 110 amino acids. The transcript has a single exon.
AUGGACGAAAGCGAGUCUAUACAAAAUGAAAAGGUUUUAGAGCAAUCAAAAGAAGAAAAUGAUUCUGAUAAUUUUGUUAGUGAUAAAAAAGUUGAAGAACAAGCAAAAGCAGAUACAACAGAAAAUGAGGUUCAAGAUAAAGAUCAAAAUAAAAUAGGUACGGAUGAAGAUGAUGGUUUUGAAGAAUUUAAAGAGCGUAUUCGUGCUUUAGGCCAAAUCCAAAAGAAUAUUAACUUGAAGAAAGUUGGAAAGAAAAUUAAGAAAGGUGUAAAAAUUAAUAAGCAUCAGAUCAAGAAAGCUUUUAAGAAGCUUGGGAAGAUUUUUAACCCAUAA